CGGCGGGGGAGGACGAUGGAGGACAUUGCUCCAUUCCCUCUUCUUCUUUUCUUUUUCUCUUCAUCAUCUGUCACUUAUUGAUUCUUUUGUCAGUCUGAUACUAUCAUCAAUUAUAUAUCCUCACUCCAGUCAGAAUGGCUUCUCAAGCAGCGCUGUUGAUCGGACCCAUCACUCAUGCCAGAAAGGAAUGGGAGGAUCUGUCGUCACUUCUGACCCUCAAGGAAUUCCCUACAGGCACCCGCGAGGAAUUCAUCCAGAAUUGCAAGGAUGGUAAAUACGACGACGUGGUGGUGAUCUAUCGAUCGAAUACAUCAAACAAGUACACCGGUCCAUUUGACGCUGAGAUGUUGUCGGUGUUGCCUUCAUCUUUGAAGUAUAUUUGCCAUAACGGGGCUGGAUAUGAUAACAUUGACAUUUCCGGUUGUUCGCAAAAAGGAAUCUCCGUGUCCAGCACUCCCGUCGCUGUUAACAACGCCACAGCCGAUGUAGGCAUUUUCCUGAUGAUCGGUGCUUUGCGACAGGCUCAUGUGCCAUUGUCUUCACUUCGCGCAGGCCAAUGGCUAGGAAACACUACGCUGGGUCGCGAUCCUCAAAACAAGGUUCUCGGGAUUCUCGGAAUGGGAGGUAUUGGACGGGAAAUGGCCAACCGCGCAAAGGCGUUUGGGAUGAAGAUCCAGUACCACAACCGCUCACGGCUGUCCCCGGAACUAGAAGGAGAUGCGACAUAUGUCUCGUUCGAUGAGUUGCUCGCCACUUCAGAUGUGCUGAGUCUGAAUCUCGCCCUGAAUGCAUCUACCCGUCAUAUCAUUGGGGAGUCGGAGUUUAAGAAAAUGAAGGAUGGUAUUGUGAUCGUUAACACUGCCCGGGGUGCUCUCAUUGAUGAGAAAGCGCUGGUCGCUGCAUUGGAGUCCGGAAAGGUCCUAUCGGCCGGUCUGGAUGUUUAUGAAAAUGAGCCGGCUGUAGAGGCAGGUCUCGUGAACAACCCUCGAGUGAUGCUGUUGCCACAUAUCGGAACCAUGACAUAUGAGACACAAAAGGAGAUGGAAAUUCUGGUGCUGAACAACUUGCGUUCAGCCAUCACCAAGGGCGAGAUGAUCACCCAAGUGCCAGAGCAGAAGAAGUGAGGCCGAGAGUACUAGUUAUAACUAGAUAGAUCGACAUAGAUCAGCGGAGGGUAUGAAGUAGAGAUGGCUCGAAAUCUGUUUCAUUAGCGACAUGCUGUGGGUGUUAGAUUAGACAAUCAAGAUUCAAUAUCCAAGUUUAUUAUAAUACUGAGUUGCAGACAAU
This is a messenger RNA of Aspergillus wentii DTO 134E9, 1287 nucleotides long. RefSeq names its product D-mandelate dehydrogenase-like dehydrogenase. Gene Ontology annotation, molecular function: NAD binding; hydroxypyruvate reductase [NAD(P)H] activity; glyoxylate reductase (NADPH) activity. Gene Ontology annotation, cellular component: cytosol. Lineage: Eukaryota; Fungi; Ascomycota; Eurotiomycetes; Eurotiales; Aspergillaceae. The coding region runs from base 135 to 1124 and encodes 329 amino acids. The record is from RefSeq and is a predicted model, not a curated record. The transcript has 7 exons.